Molecule: messenger RNA, 6380 nt
Organism: Betta splendens (Siamese fighting fish)
Lineage: Eukaryota; Metazoa; Chordata; Actinopteri; Anabantiformes; Osphronemidae
Gene: gna11b
Product: guanine nucleotide binding protein (G protein), alpha 11b (Gq class)
Exons: 7
Coding region: 952-2031 (359 amino acids)
Biological process (GO): adenylate cyclase-modulating G protein-coupled receptor signaling pathway; phospholipase C-activating dopamine receptor signaling pathway; action potential
Cellular component (GO): heterotrimeric G-protein complex
Molecular function (GO): guanyl nucleotide binding; G protein-coupled receptor binding; GTPase activity
Source: RefSeq, a predicted model, not a curated record
CAGUAUCUCUCCACCUCCUCCUCCUCGCGCGGCGUCGGGCUGAUGUGCGCGCCCACCUCGUUCCAGGCGACGCGCUCCACCGACAGCCAGCUGUUCGCAGCGAGCACGCUUCUGGCUACAGCCGCAAUCCGUAUGCCGUCCCCCGGCCGCUUUCCUCGCAAAUCCCACCGUGGUGGACGAGCCAGGAUGUGAUGGGGCCGCUGCGCUGCCGUCGCUAGCUGGGCGGACGAAUUCCUUCAAGCAGUCUGCGGUUCCAAUCACUGCGGCUCGACACGCGAGCCGAGGCGUUGUUAGGGAAGCUAGCGGGCUAGCUCUAGCGGCCGCUACGUCUAUUUUAGCCAGCGUUUGCUAAUGUAGAUACUGGGAUUACGGACGCAUUGCUGCGGCGUGGGUAGCGCACUAACGGUUUUCACGGUAACGUUAGCCGGAUCGCACGCGCUGCUCCCUUUCCUAGCGUAAACUAGCUAGCGAGCGGCACACACAUUACCGACUGUUACGGGCGUAGAUGUGGCGACACUGCGGUUUUGAGUCACUUUCCGUGGAUUGAAGGCAGAAUUGGGCCACGGUGCCGGGGGGGCGUUAAUGAGAUCAAUUGCAUUUAAAGUGUCGAAUCCGCUGCAGUAAUCUGAACAUUAGCUGCGGUAGAGCAUCCCGUCGAGGCCCCCAGCGUCUCCCGACUCCCCACUCCUGACCGAAUCCUCCGUGAUUUGCCGAGGCAGCACCCGAGUGGAGUCGCGGUGGUUCUCGGCUGGGGGGGCAACUUGACAGCGAGGCCCCUAGCUAGUCUCCCCUCCCCCCCGGUCCAGUCCGUCCAUCCAUCCGCCCGCCCGUCCAGCCCGACAGACCACCUCCUCGCCCGAUACCGACGCGAGGAGCGGGCCUUCGAGAUCAGCAGAAACCGUGGGCCAGUGUUCGAGUCCCGUCUGAACCGGGCUGCCCAAACCAGAGGGGAUGACUCUGGAGUCCAUGAUGGCUUGCUGCCUGAGCGAAGAGGCAAAGGAGUCGAAACGAAUCAAUGCAGAAAUUGACAAACAACUCCGCCGAGACAAGCGGGACUCCCGGAGAGAGCUGAAAUUACUUCUUCUCGGCACAGGAGAAAGUGGCAAGAGCACCUUUAUCAAGCAGAUGAGGAUCAUCCAUGGAGCUGGCUACUCAGACGAAGAUAAGAGAGGCUUCAUCCGCCUUGUUUACCAGAACAUCUUCACCUCCAUGCAGGCCAUGAUUCGUGCCACCGAGACUCUGAAGAUCCCCUACAAAUAUGAACAGAAUAGGUCUAAUGCCAUGAUUGUGAAGGAGGUGGACAUAGAGAAGAUCUCUUCGUUUGACCAGCCCUACAUCACAGCUAUCAAAAGCCUGUGGGCUGACCCAGGGAUCCAGGAGGCUUAUGACCGCCGCAGAGAAUACCAGCUGUCUGACUCCACUAAAUAUUACCUUAGCGAUUUAGAUCGCGUGACCUCGGAGGGAUAUGUUCCCACCCAGCAGGAUGUGUUGAGGGUCCGUGUUCCCACCACGGGUAUAAUAGAGUACCCAUUUGACCUGGAGAACGUCAUCUUCAGGAUGGUGGAUGUGGGAGGUCAGAGGUCAGAGAGGAGGAAGUGGAUUCACUGCUUUGAGAAUGUCACUUCCAUCAUGUUUCUUGUGGCGCUGAGUGAGUACGACCAGGUCCUGGUGGAAUCGGACAACGAGAACCGUAUGGAGGAGAGCAAAGCUCUGUUCAGGACUAUCAUCACCUACCCCUGGUUUCAAAACUCCUCCGUUAUUCUCUUCCUUAACAAGAAGGACCUGCUAGAGGAGAAGAUCUCCUAUUCACACUUGGUGGACUAUUUCCCUGAAUUUGAUGGUCCCCAGAGAGAUGCCCAGGCAGCGCGGGAGUUCAUCCUCAAGAUGUUUGUGGACUUAAACCCAGACAGCGACAAGAUCAUCUACUCUCACUUCACCUGUGCCACGGACACUGAGAACAUCCGCUUUGUGUUUGCAGCUGUCAAAGACACCAUCCUACAGCUCAAUCUCAAAGAGUACAACCUGGUGUGAGAGUUUGUGUAUGACACACACCUCCUCCCCACUGCACAAAUGCACACCUCUUUGGGAAAGUGUGCUCAACUACAUUCAGUACACAGCACACCAUGCCAACCUACACACCACACACACACACACACACACACACACACACACACACACACACACACACACACACGGUAUCCUUUCUUUUCCCCACUCCACAUUCACAGAUCCUCCCACCUGCAAACGCCGCCCUCCUCUUUCACCAAAGCUCACCCUCUUCCUCCUUCACUCGGCAGCUUGUUGUGUCCUCGCUCCCUCCAAAUCCACUCCAUGUGUCAGAUUUGGCAUCGGCUGGUGGCUCUAGGACACAAAUCUUUCAUACAAGCUGCACAGAGACUGAAUGGGACUUUGGUGUUUGUAUGUGCGGCGUUUGUGUAUUUGGGGCAGCGUUAGCAAGGAGCUUUGUUUUGGUAAAUAGCAGCAUCAAAGCCCUGCGACCCCUGGAGCUGGUCCUCAGCAGUAUGAGAUCAGAUCCUCAGCAGAAUGAGAUCAGAUUCUCCGUCUUCUCUUUACCUCCCGCUAGAGUAGAUUGAAGUCAGUCCUGUUCAUCCUGGAACCACCCCAGACAAGUAGUUCGAGCGAAUUCCUUUUUCACUGAGGCAGAAUGUGAGAGUGUGCACAGGACGUAAGGGGACAGCGCUGAGGAUUCUGUCUCCACCUCGCAUCUAUGAAUGUACCCGCCAGUGUGAGCAUCGCUGUUGCAAAAAAAAAAAAAUAGAAAUCUGCAUAAUGAAGUAAGUGCAUAUUUAACUAUAAGACCUAAAGCACGUGGAGGAAAGUCAUCGCUCUGUGAAAUCUGUUCAUUGCUGAAAUUUUUAAAAUGUUUUUAUUAACAAUUUGUUCCUGCAUCUCCCUCUAUUUAAAAAGGAAUAGCUCAGCGAAAUGGUGAACACGCGCAACUAAAACAGAAGCAACCAGAAAUUUACUUGACAUAAGUAGUCUUUAACAAUUUCAGUACUUUUAUAUUUAAGUUAGUCACGUCGCUUCCCUCCUCCAGAUGCUUUGAGUUUCUCUUCAGUGCAUCUGGCUCCACUGAUACACCCCCCACCUUUGUAUAACACACACUAGUAGCGAGUGAAAGCGAAUGUGAAGUGGUGCGUGAUGUCAUCAGUGUUCAUUAGCUCACAGAGCACAGCUGCAGCCUGGGCUGCAGGUAGCUCAUUCAGAACCGAAGCGAAAGCUGUAAAUUAAACACGCGUCCACUGGGUCCACGAGUUAACAUGUCCAAUGACAUCACACUGCGUCAGUCAGCCGUCCAAUCAGAUACGCUUCCUGAUGGUGACAUUGUUAUCGGUCAUAUCGGGAUUUUUUUUUUUUUUUUUUUUUUUUUUUAUUGUAUAGUCACUUUGUUUAUAAAAGGAUUGCUUGCUGUUGAGUGUGUGAGGGGAGGGUGUAUGAACAUUUCAAAGAAAAAGCACUCAGAAGUCUGCAAAUGUUUGUAAAUACAUAUACACAAAACACACUGUACAAAAUGCUCUGUGGUACACCAUCGUUGGCAAAAAAAACAAACAAAAAAAACUUUCGUUAGCAUACAGUUUUUUCCUAUGGAUUAUUAUGGUAGUAUUGAUACUGUGAUUAUGGAUUUUGUUCACUUGAUUAAUAGGACUACAAAGAGCUGAGUGGUGGUGAGAAAAUGAUUGACAAGGAGCAAUAGUCACAGAGUAGAGGUUCCUCCCAACCAGCCUCGCGGUUCCACACUACUGCGACAGUUCCACAGUCAUACUAGGGCUGGUAAAACCUUCACAGUAUGGUUACACGAUGAUUUUAACAGUAAUUAAAGAUUUUCCUUUUUAUUUAUCUAAUUUAUGGACCAGGUUUGAAGGUGUUGAUAAUUUGACUGCUUUUGAAUCUGUCAUGUUAAAGUGCUCCUUUUUCUCAUGCGGAGCUUACUUGAGUCUGAACUGCUGUAAAAACGAAUGUCUGGUAUUGUAAGGACUUUAUCUCUGCUCUCUAUUUCUUAGCGAGACAUUUCCAGUUGUACUUGCAUCACAUCUUCAUCCAUGAUAAUUUUUUUUCUUUUUUCUUUUUUUUUGUUUUAAUUUAUUUAAGGAGCCUGCAAUUUUUCUUUUUUUUCUUUUUUAAGAAACUCCUGGUUUAUAGAUUCAGCGCUGUAAUGCACACCUAGAAAAUGUACAGUAUGACUUUUUUUUUUUUUAAUCAAUGAUUUAAGACCAUGUGGUCCAUGCUUACUAUUUGUAAUUUAACACAAAGUCUAUGGUCUGUUUUUGCAUUGUUGAUUUCCAGUUUCUGGAGGCUUGCGUUGAUAGUGCCAGUGAAGUGCAGGUAUUCCUUUCUUGGUCUUUGACCUUUUCUACAGGUGACUUCAUCCUCAUUAAGGGCUAUCACAGUGUAUCAGGCAUCAGACAGUGGGGAGUGGAGUUCAGGAACACAGUGAACCAAGUCAUCCACUACCUUGUGGGGAAUGGAGAUUAAUUGCAGUAUGUGCUGUUAGGUAUAGUUGAUGCAAAUAUGAGGCGUCUGUAGAGAGUUUACCAACACUAAGCAGUUUUUAUGUCCUGGUGAUUUAGGUGGACUGGUCGUAAUACUAGUGUUUAAUUGAUUGCAUUGGUAUCACAGUGUUACAUGUAAUACCUCGUACAGUGUGAAACAUUUAUCACUAAAGACACUAUUACCAGGACAAGUAUUGCACACUUCCCCAAGUAUUAGAGUUGUAGCUGAAAGCCAAGAAAUCUUAAUGACCAUUCAGGCGAUGCUUUGUAUGUUUUAACCCAUUAACAACAAGUCUUAUACUGUAAUGUUGAUCAUGAUGAUCCAUUUCUCUCGCUGUGGGCAGCUGGUUAAGUACAAAAAUAUUUUUUCUGUCAAACAUUUCUUUUUAUUUAUUUUAUUCUUUUUUUGUCGGGUUUUGAAAUGUUGAAACGUGCAGUGUAGUCGGAGAUCGGUAAUUACAAUGUCUUAAUUAGCACCUAAUCAAUUGCAAACACAAUCGAUCUCAAACAAGUUUUGUCACUUAGUCGAAUUUCAUAUAGGAACCAACCAGAGUCUCCAGAUGGACAGGAAAUCAAUUUAAAAACACAGCAAGUAAGCAGUGGUGUAAAUGUCAAGUUAAAGUUAAUGGGGCUAAAAUAUAUAUACUUCAAACUGCUGCAUGGUCAUUAACUGCCAUAUUGUCUGCUGAAAAUAACACUAUAACUGAGCUGCUGAAGCAUCCAGCCAUUCAUUAAGUCUACUGUCAACAAUCUACCAGUAUGAAAACCCAAGUAUUUAUCAGUAGUGCUGUUGGGAUUAGUAGUGUUAGGGUGUGUCGAGUGCAGCUCACUAACGGUGGAAAACUGAAGUUGUAUUUUAUUCUUGGGCUAAGCCAUGACACAUGGUGAAGGGCAGCCAUGGGUCAGCGCGUGGCAGUCUUGUGUUGGAGUAAGAGGGAAGGAUGUCGGCAUAAUGCUUAAAUCUCCACUUUCUUCCUUCAUUAUUUUCCAUUUUGAGCAUUAACUGGCGAAAAGACUGACCUGUUUUCCACCAAAACACUAUUUAUUGCCUUUCAUUGCCUUGAAUAAUGCACGCUGGCAUUGCUGGUCCACUCUGCGAUCUGUAGGUCAGCCUGAGAUGUGGAAUCAGACUUAUGUUAUGGACAGAGCUGUGUUGUUGGUGCAUAUUCAAAAGCAUAAGCUUGUUCUCUGUGUGUGUGGGUUUUCCCUCCGUAUAAGACAUUGCCUGAACACUAAUAUUUAGGACCACUUGAUUUGCCCCCCACCCCCCCCACUCUGAAACCUGAUGGUCAACUGUGUAGUGGUGUAUAAAAUGUUUUUCCUCAUUAUUUUGUAUGUAAACCAAAUGUAAAUGAUGUAUUAUACUGAGUGUGCCAACCCCACUCUCUAGAGCCAGGCUCUCUCUAAGUGCCAACGCUGCGGUCAUCAUCAAACGGACCACCAUCUGAGAAGGUCCCCCUUUUUUUAAUUAAGACACACCAGAGACUAAAAGGCUAGAUUAGGUGCACACAAAGACUUUAUUCUGUAUUUAAGAUUGAAGAUUUAAAAGAUAAUCUACAGUUUUUUGUUUUUUUUUUAAGAAAGUGUAAUUAUAAUUGCAUGUGCUGUUUAUUUUGUUUUGGAAGCGGGGGCUUGGCUGUUUUUCUUGAAGCAGAGCCCUUGAUUACGGGGUUUCAAUCAGUUGGUUAUUAUCAAAUAUUGAUUUACAUAACUUGCCAUAUUUUUUUGUUUCAUAUAUUUGUUUCAACCACUGUUGCCUGAUCCUCAUUCAAACAUGAACAUGACUUAUGAUCAUUGCCGCCUUCUAAGAGAGAAACAUAAUGACAAGGUAUCUGUUUUAAAUUGAAAUAAAUUUGUUCCUAUACUUGC